AUGGAUAAACCCACAAGGCUAAAUAUGUUGGCAACAAAGAGGGUACUUAGGUAUCUAAAGGGAACACAGAAGUAUGGAAUUUUGUACAAAAGACAAGAAGAAGGAGAUUGUCUACUUGGUUACACAGACAGUGACAAUGCUGGUGACUUGGAUGAUAGAAAGAGUACCAGUGGUUAUAAUUUCUUUCUGGCAGGAGGAGCAAUCUCAUGGAGCUCGAAAAAGAAGCUAGUUGUCACUCUUUCAACAACAGAAGUAGAGUUUGUAUUUGCAUCUUUCUGUGCAGCUCAGUGUGUGUGGCUUAAAAGAAUUGUGACUCAAAUGGGGUGGCUGGAAUGCGUGGAAGGAACAACCAAGAUUAUGUGUGAUAAUAGUUCAGCUAUUAAACUCUCCAAGAACCCAGUUAUGCAUGGCAGAAGCAAACAUAUAGAUGUUCGUUUUCACUUCUUAAGGGAGCUGGCCAGGAAUGGAACUAUUGAGCUAGAGCAUUGUGGGACUGGAGAACAAAUAGAAGACAUAAUGACCAAGCCAAUAAAGUUAGAAACAUUUCAAUUGUUGUGCAGCAGGCUAUGCUUGGUUAAUGGAACUGAACUGGAGUUUGAAAGUUGA
Molecule: messenger RNA, 606 nt
Organism: Linum tenue
Lineage: Eukaryota; Viridiplantae; Streptophyta; Magnoliopsida; Malpighiales; Linaceae
Source: the annotation of a GenBank genome assembly